Cryptomeria japonica (Japanese cedar) is the source of this 2107-nucleotide messenger RNA. RefSeq names its product ATP synthase subunit beta, mitochondrial. The record is from RefSeq and is a predicted model, not a curated record. Gene Ontology annotation, biological process: proton transmembrane transport; proton motive force-driven mitochondrial ATP synthesis. NCBI's taxonomy places the organism in Eukaryota, Viridiplantae, Streptophyta, Pinopsida, Cupressales, Cupressaceae. The transcript is spliced from 10 exons. Bases 177 to 1883 code for a protein of 568 amino acids. Gene Ontology annotation, molecular function: ATP binding; ATP hydrolysis activity; proton-transporting ATP synthase activity, rotational mechanism.
GGUCGGUCCCGUAACAGUCAAAACUGAUUGAGGAACCUCUAAAAAUCCGCUGAGGCAAGCUAACGGCCUUUUAUCAACUAUUCGGGGCAUAUACCCUUGUUUUUAUUCCAUUCAACCAAGGCAAAACACAUCAUAUCUCCUUUGGAGGGUUUCGUCUUUCAGCGUUGAUUUUCGCCAUGGCCUCAAGGAAGGCUUUAACGUCUCUGCUGCGCGCUGGCGCCCGCCGAGUCGCCCACAAAUCGAAUCCCCGCAACAGCAUUUUCUCAGAGGGGACUGCGAUCGGGCACAAUGCCCGCUUAAACAGGCCCUUUUCGUUAGCCAGGGCUGUCAGCUUCAGCAGUGCCUCGGCGGCGGCGGCGCCGAAAGCGGCGCCACCGGGUGGGCCUCCCGCAGGCGGCAAUGUCACAGAUGCCAAAGUCCCCGAUGGCAAAAUCACCGAUGAGUUUACCGGCGCGGGGUCAAUCGGCAAUGUCUGCCAGGUCAUCGGGGCCGUUGUGGACGUCCGAUUUGAGCAGGGCAUGCCCCCCAUUAUGACUGCCCUUGAGGUGCUUAAUAAUAGAAUACGACUGGUUCUGGAGGUAUCUCAGCAUCUGGGAGAGAAUAUAGUGCGUACGAUUGCUAUGGAUGAGACCGAAGGGCUCGUGCGUGGUCAGAAAGUUUUGAACACUGGAUCACCCAUUACGAUUCCUGUGGGUAGGUGCACUCUUGGUCGUAUCAUGAAUGUGAUUGGAGAGCCUAUUGAUGAGAAGGGCGAAUUGACCACUGAUCACUACCUGCCAAUCCAUCGCGAGGCUCCAUCUUUUGUGGAGCAGUCAACAGAGCAAGAAAUUCUUGUGACUGGAAUUAAGGUUGUGGAUCUUCUUGCACCAUAUCAACGUGGAGGGAAAAUUGGGCUUUUUGGUGGAGCUGGUGUCGGUAAAACUGUGCUUAUUAUGGAACUUAUCAACAAUGUUGCUAAGGCUCAUGGUGGUUUUUCUGUAUUCGCUGGUGUUGGAGAGCGUACUCGAGAAGGCAAUGAUUUAUACAGGGAAAUGAUUGAAAGUGGUGUCAUCAAGCUUGGUGAUAAGCAGUCUGAAAGCAAGUGCGCUCUUGUAUACGGACAAAUGAAUGAGCCACCUGGUGCCCGAGCACGUGUUGGACUGACUGGAUUGACUGUUGCCGAGCAUUUUAGAGACGCUGAGGGCCAAGAUGUGCUGCUUUUUAUAGACAACAUCUUCCGUUUCACACAAGCAAAUUCUGAAGUGUCUGCCUUGCUGGGUCGUAUUCCUUCAGCUGUCGGAUACCAGCCAACUUUGGCAACUGAUCUUGGAGGUUUGCAAGAGCGUAUCACUACAACUAAGAAAGGAUCCAUUACAUCUGUGCAAGCAAUCUAUGUGCCAGCUGACGAUUUAACAGAUCCAGCUCCAGCAACUACAUUUGCCCAUCUUGAUGCAACCACUGUGUUGUCUAGGCAGAUUUCGGAGCUUGGUAUUUACCCUGCAGUGGAUCCACUUGAUUCUACAUCUCGUAUGCUUUCUCCCCUAAUUCUAGGAGAAGAUCACUAUAACACUGCUCGAGGUGUGCAGAAGGUUCUUCAGAACUACAAGAACCUUCAGGAUAUUAUUGCUAUCUUAGGUAUGGAUGAACUAAGUGAAGAUGACAAGAUGACUGUAGCUAGAGCACGAAAGAUGCAGCGUUUCCUGAGUCAGCCUUUCCAUGUUGCUGAGGUGUUCACUGGUGCUCCAGGGAAAUAUGUUGACUUGAAAGAGAACGUUGCAAGUUUCCAGGGUGUUCUUGAUGGCAAAUAUGAUGAUCUUCCUGAACAGUCAUUUUACAUGGUUGGAGGUAUUGACGAGGUGAUAGCAAAGGCAGAGAAGAUCACCAAGGAGUCAGCUACAUCUUAAAUUAGUGUCUCGGGAUACAUUUUCUUGUUUCGCAUUGGAAUUUCUUACGAGAGCUUUGAAAUAUCAUUUCUGCCUUGAGGAUCUGGUUCACCUGUCAUUUUAAUUGCAACUGUUUUUGAUUUUGUACUGUGAACUGUCCUCUAAAGAGAUCUGAGUGCAUUUUCAGUUCUCUUGAAGGGCACUUUUUCAUCAAUUAUCAAAUAAGAAUGCAUAUUUUGCAAUAA